AUGGCCUCGCCCAACCUGUCGCCCUCGCCGGGCAUCUCACCGGUACUGACCACCUCGCCCUUCUUCGGCGGUCAGGGUGCCAGCGCUCCCAGCGCCCCCAGCCGCCCGGCGACGCACGGCUCUCCUCCACGGGCGACGCCACAGAGGGAUCCACAAGCGACCCUUUUGGCUGAGCUGGGCUUGGCCUACAGCGGUCUCGAAGGCUUCGAUGAGGCGGCCUCCGUUGGACAAGCUCAGCUGGGGCAGCACAUGCAGAGCCAAUUGAAGAAUCUCUUGGAUGCGGCUGCUGAUACCCCACGUCCUUUGGGAAGUCCCUUGGGCAAUUCUGGCACCGCGGCCUUCUCUCCUCAGGUGAGAGGCUCGUCGUCUCCGAAGGCGCAAGCGGCGCUGGUGCGGAGCUGCGAGCUGCGCGCGCCCGGGCCCGAGUACCAGGGCCCCAAGUUGGAGCCCGAGGCCACCGUGACCUUGGACUUUGUGAUGUCUCUGGUGAGACAUUUCCAACACCAAAGGAACGUGCCGCUCCCAGCACGGUACCUCUGCAGGCUUUUGGAGGAUGCUGAGAAGAUCCUCGAGAUUCGGGACAAAGAUGGCCCUGUACAUCAGUUAAGUCUGGCCAGCAAGCCGUCCAGACGGCCCCACGAGACAGAGAACUUGGUCAUCGUCGGGGACCUCCAUGGACAGCUUGCAGACUUGCUUUGGAUCUUUUUCAAGGUGGGCGUCCCUUCACCGAACAAUCGUUUCUUGGUGAAUGGCGACAUCUGCGACCGCGGGGAGAAUGCCACGGAGAUUUGGGCCCUGCUGUUUGCCUUUAUGUCCUUGUGGCCCGAAUCGAUCUACGUCCACCGGGGCAACCACGAGGAUCGGCUGCUGAACAUGGACUAUCAUUGUGGAGGCUUCUAUGAUGAGGUGCUGAGAAAGUAUGGCCGCCAGGGAACGGGGCAAAUGAUCUAUGAGAAGUUCGGACGGAUCUUUGCACGCCUACCGUUGGCAUCUGUGAUUGACAAUCAGAUCUUCGUGGUGCACGGCGGGCUUUCUCGUGGUGCGCCCGGCAGCUUCUUGCGCUUGCUCCGCGCCAAUCGGACGCGCAAUCCCGAGAUUCCCUCGGCAUCCAUGGGUGCCUCGGCGGUGGACCUCGCCUUCAUCGAUGCCAUGUGGGCCGAUCCCCAGGAGUAUCCCGGCUCCAGCCAGAACCCCCGCGGCCCCGGCCUCUCCGCGUUCGGUCCGGACGUCACGGAGCGGUUCCUGGCCGAGACGGGCUAUGCCCUGGUGGUGCGGUCCCAUCAGGUGCCUCCGAACAAUGAUGGCUUCUACGUGCAUCAUAAAGGAAAGCUCUUCACGGUGUUUAGUGCUUCCAACUACUGUGGUCUCACAGGUAAUCAAGGAGCGGUGCUGGUCGUCAAGAAAGACAGCCAGAUCGAGGCGGUGAGGCACAUGGCACCGCCCUUCGAAGCCUUGCAGGAGGUCACCAUCGAGGCACCAGAGGUCGCAGAUGAAACCCCUGCGGCGGUGCGGCGCACGCGACAGCUUCAACGACAGUCGACGGCUGGCCAAGUGGAGCUGCGCGAAGCACAGGCGUCGCUAAAAGAUGAGGAGCGCGCGCAGAAGAUGUACCAAGAGGUCUUCCAUCACGCCUCACGCUGGGUGGUGGAAAAGAAAGCCGAGCUCUUCUCGUUUUGGGAGCAGUGCGAAUCUUCACCGCCCAAAGGCUUCAUCACCAAGCGCGAGUGGGAGGCCAUCACAUUGGCACUUCCUACGCCCUGCGCAUUUGCACAGCUCUCCUCGCAUGUCCUUCAGGAUUCGCUCACGGCAUUUUCGCGCGAUGACUUCAUCAGCUAUGGCACCAGCCUGGCCUCGGAGUGGACAGGAUCGGUCACGGUGGAUGUUUGUGGAUUGUGCGGCUUGGAAGCGGCCGACAUGGCGGAGGCCAUGAACAAAAAGGUGGAGGAUGCUUGUGGUCAAGAGGGCCUGGGCUUGCGCCGCCUCCUGCGCCAUGCGAAAGCGCAGCCGUACGACCUGGUGGUUCUGAUGGCCGGCACCAACGACCUGGAGGAUUCGCGCACCGCCGCGGCGCCCAUCGCCACGUGCAUCAAAUGCCUCCACACUGCCUGUCACGUGGAGGGCAUCCCCACCGUGGCGCUUUCAGUACCGCACAACCGGCUGGUCCACAGGCAGUUGAAGAAGAACACUUACAAAGAAAGAUGGACGCGUGUGAAUGCCUUGCUCGAGGCGUGGAGCUUGGCGGACGGAAGGCACGAAGGCGUGAUGGCCUACGUGGACGUGUCGCAGCUGGUGCCGUGGUCCACGCCCAGUUUCUGGGAUGAAGAUGGUUUGCACUUCACCGCUGCUGGCGCCACGGCCCUGGGCCGUGCCCUGGCGCCGCGCCUCCUGGCGGCGCUGCGCGACGCCGCCGCGGCCGCACCGCGGCCGGUGCCACGGCCGCAGGCGCUGGCCGAAGCGAUGCCCAUGCGUUUGAAGGUGGACGCGUGUCCUGGUUCUCCCGGUGGUUCCGGCGACGUGGAGAUGAAGGACGUGGGAAAGAGCUGGCUCUUCUAUGGAGACAGCCUCACGGCCGGGUAUCACGCCUUCGGCUGCCUCUUCGAGCCUUAUGCUUUGGCUUUGGGAGAGGUCUUGCAGAUGACGGAGCCGCAUGAGCUGUGGGUUUGCGGCUUGAGUGGCCUAGCAGCCACCGAGUUGCUGGAGCGGAAGAGUGCUCCCUUCAUCUCCGACGCCGUGGGGCGCACGGGUCACGGCCUGGAGCGCUUGCUGUCGGAGAAGACCUUCGACUUGGCCUUCAUCAUGCUGGGCACCAACGACCUCACCGACUCCGAGGAUGAGGAGAUCUUCUCGGCCAUCAGGCAGAUCCAUGAGGAGUGUCACCGAUGUCAAGUGAAGACCGUGGCCCUCGGCGUUCCACCGAGCGGCGCCGCGGCGCGGCACCGGAGCGUGGGCGACAGCCGCGCGAAGGUGAAUCAACAGCUCCAAGCCUGGGCCUCCAGCAACUCCAUGACGAUCUUCGUGGACACAGGCGACUUGUUGCCCUGGGAGAAGGACAGUGAGCUCUGGGAACUGGAUGGUCUUCACUUCUCGCGCCUGGGCUCGCAAACCCUCGGCCGCCGCCUGGCGGAGCACCUGGUGCCGCUCCUGCGCGAGCGCGAGCAGAGCGGCGGAGAGCCGAACCGGAAAAAGAAGCGAGCGGGGUCGGCGGCACGUGGCCGCCGCGGCUGCGGGGAGGAUGGCAUGAAGGCGGUGGUGGGAGAGCAGAUGAAUUGGAAGACCAUUGGCAAAGUCCUUCGUGUCAAGGAUACCUUGACCAAGGAGGUGGACUACCGCGCCUUCCUGGGCCGCUUCCGCGUCACCGUGGUGGGCGGCCCGGCCGGGGGGCAACGCUGGGCCGAGGAGCUGCUGGGACGUUUCUAUGGGCGGUUGCUGGCGCUCAAGGGCGACGCCGGCUCGCUGGAGGAGCUGGAAGGCUUCUUAGGCGGCGAUGACGGACAGGUGAGUGCCAACGAUGCGCUGAAAGCCUUCCAGUGGGUGCUGGGGAAUUAUAUCACAGAGGAGCAAACCAAGGCCUUGCUCCGCACCCUGGCAGCCCACGCCCUGCCGGAUCCUUCUCCGGUGGGACGGCCCCUGGGAGUCUUCGAGUUCCUGUCGCGGCUGGACAUUUGCUUCCAGCAACAGGCGAGUCUGAACUCGAAAGGCUCUGAGAAGCGAUUGGAGAAGGCCUCCCCCUGGGCCCGCUCGGUCCUGGGCCGCCUGGGGCGUCUGCUGUGGAUGGAGGACGCCGAGGGCUCACCAAAGGCGGCGUCUGCGCGGAUGCUGCAGGUCUUCCGAUACUUUGAUAAGGACGGCGAUGGGCUACUCCAGCGCGAGGAGUUUUCGCAGGCGGUCAAGCAGCUGCUGGCUGAAUACAAAGAGGACCUGCCAGAGAUGUUGAAGGCCGAGUCCGCCUCGGACGAGCGCAUCGCCGAGCUGGUGGACUUGGUGGAUAUCUCGGGCGAUGGCCUGGUGAACUACCUGGAGUUCUUGCACGCCUUCCAGCCCGUGGAUAGGACGCCGGGCCGUGGCUUGCGCAAGGGCAGCCUAGGAGUGCCUAGCAGCCCUCACAUGUUCUUAGUGAGAAAACGCAAGCUUCAGACCUGA
Messenger RNA from Durusdinium trenchii, 4140 nucleotides. The record is from the annotation of a GenBank genome assembly. NCBI's taxonomy places the organism in Eukaryota, Dinophyceae, Suessiales, Symbiodiniaceae.